CAAGAUGGCGGCGGCGGCGGCGCUGGGCGGGAGAGGCGGCGGUGGUGGAGGAGGUAGUGGGGCUGGCGGUGGCUCUAGUGGCGGGACAGGCAGCAGCCGCAGUGGCUUGUUGGAUAAGUGGAAGAUUGAUGAUAAGCCUGUAAAAAUUGACAAAUGGGAUGGAUCUGCUGUGAAAAACUCUUUGGAUGAUUCUGCCAAAAAGGUACUUCUGGAAAAGUACAAAUACGUGGAGAAUUUUGGGCUAAUCGACGGUCGCCUCACCAUCUGUACCAUCUCCUGUUUUUUUGCCAUUGUGGCUUUAAUUUGGGAUUAUAUACACCCCUUUCCAGAGUCUAAGCCAGUUUUGGCUUUGUGUGUCAUAUCCUAUUUUGUGAUGAUGGGGAUUCUGACCAUUUAUACCUCGUAUAAGGAGAAGAGCAUCUUUCUUGUGGCUCACAGGAAAGAUCCUACGGGGAUGGAUCCCGAUGAUAUUUGGCAACUGUCCUCUAGUCUCAAAAGGUUUGAUGACAAAUAUACCCUGAAGCUGACUUUCAUCAGUGGGAGAACAAAACAGCAGCGGGAAGCCGAAUUCACCAAGUCCAUUGCUAAAUUUUUUGAUCAUAGCGGGACACUGGUCAUGGAUGCGUAUGAACCUGAAAUAUCCAGGCUCCAUGACAGUCUUGCUGUAGACAGAAAAGCAAAAUAGAUCAUUCUAAAAGCAGCCCUCUUUCUGCUGGACCAUGCAGAAUUACUGGGUGGGUUGGGUGAAGAAAUGGAAUUUAAAAUGGGUAAAGAAUUGUUUAAAGUGUCCCUGUUUUGUCUUGAAAUUUUAGUCCACUCAUAGGAUUUUCUAGCACAGAUAUGAGAAGUUGUAGUUCUUAUGUCUAGCUGUAGCUUCCUUAGUCUGCUGAUUGUGUUGUUUUGAUUUGCUUUUCUGGAAAGGCGUUUUUGCUGGAAGCUAUCUAGAAUUUUUUUUUCUUACCUAUACUAUUUUAUAUAGUGUAGCUUUGUGCCAUGCAGCAUUUGAAGACUCAGUUUUUAAAAAUGAUUAACCUGUUGCUAGCUUUGUGUUAAUUCCUGUUUCAACAACUUUCCCUAAAGAAUUCAGGAUACAACUUGUGUAUGACAGCUUUCUGUUAACACCAUUUUUGUGGAUGUGUGUAUGUCUAACUUGGGGA
Molecule: messenger RNA, 1157 nt
Organism: Octodon degus (degu)
Lineage: Eukaryota; Metazoa; Chordata; Mammalia; Rodentia; Octodontidae
Gene: Spcs2
Product: signal peptidase complex subunit 2
Exons: 5
Coding region: 5-685 (226 amino acids)
Biological process (GO): protein targeting to ER
Cellular component (GO): membrane; signal peptidase complex
Source: RefSeq, a predicted model, not a curated record